This is a messenger RNA of Hymenoscyphus albidus, 815 nucleotides long. The record is from the annotation of a GenBank genome assembly. NCBI's taxonomy places the organism in Eukaryota, Fungi, Ascomycota, Leotiomycetes, Helotiales, Helotiaceae.
AUGACUUUGGAAUCGUAUGGAUAUACUUUCGUUGCAAAGGGGACCGUAACGGCAUUUACCGCGAAGUUGAAGCACGAAGGUCUGGUCUACCGACAUUUAGACGAAGUUCAAGGAAAGCUUAUACCAGUCUACCUUGGGAACAUCUCUCUGGUUCGCCGAGCGCGGAUUUGCUACCUUGACGACUUGCUUAACGCUAGCAAGUCAGUGUAUAUCUUUCAUUAGAAGUAUGCACUCUGCAGCGUACUACCACACUCCUGCUCGAAGAGAAAGGGCUAACUAAGUAUGUAGAUCUUAGCCUUUUCUACCCGCUCUAUCACUAUCACGUUUCCCUCCAAGAAGAAAAGCCACCCAAUGCUUGAGGUAGGCAAAUAAUUAACGAACAUGUCAUGUUAUACACAAGCCGGAGUAGCCAACGUAGGUAAUAGAGCAGACGCCCGUUGCCCCGACCCAUGCGCUGUUUUACCAAAACUCUGUAUUCCACAUCUGCAUGAGUUUUAGGCAAUAGCGAAUGGUUUAGCUGUCAAAAUGAUUUGUGACAUGUUUUAAGGGUUCUCCAAUACAUCUUUCGCUUGACACCGGGUCAAGCGACCAGAAGUUGCAGCAUCAAGGAGAUCCACCAAUCCAAUAGAGAUAGGUUAUCAUGCCCCGACUUCUAUUCGAGACUCUGCAUAUACGGCACUCUAUGGCAUAAAUGACCGUUUAAUUUGUAGCACCUGAUAUCUGCACCACAGCGCAUAUCGUUCCGCGGAGAGGGUGUGCAGUUUCCUGUUUUUUUAUUCGAGGAAACAAGGAAGACGUUAGGCUUUCCUUCCGAA